UAACAUAUGUUAUCUUGAAGACUUGGGGGGGGGAACAGAGAUAAAACCAAAUAUAUUAAAAGGAACCGCGUGGCGUGAAAACUACGGCUCGAUCAGGCAGACGUUUCCUCUGUUUCAAUAAAAUGCAGCCGACACACGUCGUGAUAUUUCGAUUAGAAAUCGCACUCUGAGAAAUUUCAAAAUCAAAUCAAAUCUCUUCAUUCGUCUCUGGACAAAUCCUCGAGGAUCAGAAAUCUCUUAAGCUUCUUGUGUUUGAUUACUUUGAGAUCAAAGUUCGAGAAAAAAUGGGAGAGGAUCAGAAUAAUAAUCACAAUGACAAAGGAAUCUUUCACCACUUAGCUGGAUUUGCAGCCGGACACUACCCACCUCACGGUCAUCAUGGUUAUGGUCAUCACGGAGCUCCUUAUCCAUACCCUCCUCCCCCUCCUCCUCAUGGCUAUCCACCAGCUGCUUAUCCUCCACACGCUGGUUACCCUCCAGCCGGUUACCCUCCAGCUGGUUACCCUCCUGCUGGUUACCCUCCAGCUGGUUAUCCACCUCACGGUUAUCCCGGUUCAUCUCACUCUG
Molecule: messenger RNA, 567 nt
Organism: Raphanus sativus (radish)
Lineage: Eukaryota; Viridiplantae; Streptophyta; Magnoliopsida; Brassicales; Brassicaceae
Product: glycine-rich protein A3
Source: RefSeq, a predicted model, not a curated record